Oryza sativa Japonica Group (Japanese rice) is the source of this 2299-nucleotide messenger RNA. NCBI's taxonomy places the organism in Eukaryota, Viridiplantae, Streptophyta, Magnoliopsida, Poales, Poaceae. The record is from RefSeq and is a predicted model, not a curated record.
CGGCCACCAUUUUGGGCCGACACAUCAAGCAGGCCAACGCGCAGGCCGGCCUAAGCCCAAGUAUGUAUUGGGCCCGGAGCCCAACUCGUGUCGGCGACGACGAUAAGCCGAGGCCGGCGGCCGGCGGCGGAGGGAGGAUCGGGGUGGGUGGCGCAGCGGCGACGGAGAGAGAGGAAAUGCGGGCGGGGUGGCGGCCAUGGCCAACCCAACCAAGCCAAGUAGCCGCACGACCCAACCAACUGCGCCGCCGCUGCGCCCUCGUCGGCUGGCUCCUCCUGGCGAGUGGAAUGGCCCAGUUUUGCUACUACUGUUGCUUCCGACGACACAGGGAGAGAGGAACUCAACACUCGUCGGAUUCGGACUCUCUGCGGCAACAGGUUUCAGGCAGGCAUGACAGGAGCAGUUUCCUUCUUGGAUUCAGAUUCCCGUUCAAUUUCGGAUUCGAAGCCGUCCUUGCCUUGUUGCCUAUAAGUGUAUACACUAUCCAGGGCCAAGCCCAACUCAACUUUUUUUUUUUCAUCUUGCAAGUAGAAGCAGUGAUCUGAUGGCGACCUGCAUCGUAGCCAGCAUAAUGAGCAUAGGCAGGCUAGCUACGGCUUUGUGCUCUGCAAUCUUGGGAGCUUUGCAUAAGCUCUCAGCUCUUCCUCACAUCGAAGAAGAACAUGUUGGCGUGCUGCCAUCGAUGGUGGAGGCUGAAUUGCCGCAUCUGCCGGAGGAUUUGCUGGUACAAAUACUUUCCCGCUUGGAGAUCCCUGACUUGCUGCGUGCGAGCUCCGUCUGCUCCUCUUGGCACUCUGCAUACACCACACUACACAGCCUUGGACAAUAUAAACGGCACCAGACACCUUGCCUCUUCUACACCUCUGAAUCUGCCGGUAAGAAUGUAGGGUGUAUCUACAGCCUUGCAGAGCAGAGAACCUACAAGAUUACUCUCCCGGAUCCACCCAUCCGUGAUAGAUACCUGAUUGGGUCAUCAGAUGGUUGGCUGGUAACCAUUGAUGAUAAGUGUGAGAUGCACCUCCUCAACCCAGUCACUAGGGAGCAGAUGGCCCUCCCGCCAGUGAUCACCAUGGAGCAGGUUAAUCCCACCUACGACGAGUCGGGCGCUAUUGUCAAGUAUGAGAAUCGGAGCCAGUUCUGGCACGACGGAGUGAUGUUUUCCUCAAGGUCAAUGGGAUCCAUCAUUUCUCCUAGAUGGCAGCAGUUGUUCCUCACUGGGAGGGCUUUUGUAUUCUCUGAAACAUCGACAGGAAAGCUCCUUGUGGUGCUUAUACGCAAUCCAUUCGGUCAGCUCUCAUUUGCAAGAGUAGGGGAUGAUGAAUGGGACUACCUGCCAGAGUACGGCCGAUAUGAAGACUGCACCUACAAGGAUGGCCUGCUAUAUGCAGUCACUACGUUGGGAGAAAUUCAUGCAAUUGACCUCAGUGGCCCUAUUGCCAUGGUGAAGGUUGUUAUGGGAAAGGUCAUGGAUAUAGGGGAUGGUGACAGAAAUACAUACAUACUUCACGCGCCAUGGGGUGAUGUGCUGCAAAUCUGGAAAACAGAAGAGGACGACUACAUUCAUCCGUCAGAAGAUGAUUAUGAUGCCAUUUUGAAGAAUACUGCAAGUAUCGAAGUAUAUAAGUCUGACUUGGUGGAAGAAAAGCUUGUGAAGAUCAAUCGCUUGCAAGACCAUGUCCUGUUUGUUGGGCAUAACCAGACACUUUGCCUCCGCGCUGAAGAAUUUCCGUCUCUCAAGGCAAAUCAUGCCUACUUCACCGAUGACAGCCAGAAUUGGAUAACAGAAUUCAAGAAUAAUAGACGUGAUAUUGGAGUAUUCAACUUGGAAGAUAACAGCAGGGAUGAACUUGGGUCUCCUCAGCUUUGGUCCAACUGGCCCAGUCCGGUUUGGAUUACACCCAGUCUUGCAAAAUUGAAUUUGAUAUUGGAUAUGUAGCUGUUUUUUUUUUAAAUAUUGUUAUAGAUAUUCCUGCUUUUACCAUUUUUUGUGUGUAUCUUAUAUGCAAGUCUAAUGCCAAUUUGAGAACGCGUGAAUGGCAGCACGGUGGUAACCCACCUAGUUGUGGGGUUGCUGACCAGGGUUCAGUCUCUGGGUCUCACCAAAAAAAAGGUCCUUGAUGAGAUAACUGCUUUCAGAGUUAUAUGCGAAAAGCGUCCUUGGCAGCCAGCGUUUGGGUCUUUCUCGAUCUAAGUUCAAAGAUUUGUGGGAUGUCUCUCCCCAAUAGUUGAGUUUAAAGUCAAAUGCAAAAGAUACUUUUUCUUGGAACUAAUGUAAAUGGUAUAUUUCCUAGGUAUUAUU